AUGAGGUGGUCGACGUUUGCUCUCCUCGCGGCCGUGGCCGUGGCCCAGGACACAACCACAACCACCGAGUCGAGCACCACCGAGUCGAGCACCACCGAGUCGAGCACCACCGAGUCAACCACGGUCAAGUCAGUGACGACGCCCGUCGCCCCGCCCUCAGGUACCUACCUAGAGGUCAGCACAACAAUUACUUUGGGAGAUGGUGAAACAUCCGUCGUGGCCGCGCCGACCGAACACAAUGGCACGAUGCCGGCCUCCAACCAGACCACAUUCACCACGACGUCCGACUCCUUGACAUUCCUCGUCGGCGGCGGCAGAACCUCGGUGAUCGGGAACGGCACGAUGAAUGCGACGGCGACGGCGACUAGUACCGCGACCAAGACGCCCAUAGUCAACACGCAACCCUGCAAUAACUAUCCCGAGUUCUGUGGGAGAAAGUACUCCAAUAUCACCAUGAUCGCCGCGCACAACAGCCCGUUCGUGCGUCCGAACAACCUCGGCGCCAAUCAAGCGCUGGACGUGACGCAACAGCUGAAUGACGGAGUUCGCAUGUUGCAAUUCCAAACCCACUACGUGAACGGCACCAUAUACCUGUGCCACACGACCUGCGAUUUGCUGAACGCCGGCACCCUCGAAGCAUACCUGUCCGACGUCAACAAAUGGAUGCGCAAGAACCCCUAUGACGUGGUGAGCUUUAUCAUCGGCAAUUUCGACUUUGUCAAGCCCGAGAACUUCACGAUCCCGAUCAUGAACUCCGGUCUGAAGGACUUGAUCUACAGCCCGCCCAAGGCUCCCAUGGCUCUGGACGACUGGCCUACGCUCUCCGAGAUGAUCCUCAAGCACAAGCGCGCCGUCUUCUUCAUGGACUACGAGGCCAACCAGACCUCACACCCGUGGCUCAUGGACGAGUUCUCACAGGUUUGGGAGACACCCUUCUCGCCCACCGAUCUCACCUUCCCUUGCACACAACAACGGCCACCGGGUCUGUCCAAGAAAGAUGCCAAGAAGCGCAUGUACAUGGCUAACCACAACCUGAAUCUGGAAUUGAAUCUGGGCCCGCUGAACAUAUUGAUUCCCAACAUGGCCCAGCUAUCUGUGACCAAUGGAGUGAACGGCAGUGGUAGUUUGGGUGCGAUGGCGGAGAACUGCACUGGGGAAUGGCAACGUCCACCCAACUUCCUCCUUGUCGAUUACUACAACUAUGGUAGGCCCAAUGGCACCGUCUUCGAGGUCGCUGCCAAGAUGAACAAUGUCACAUACAACCGUAAAUGCUGUGGCAUGGAAUCUGGCGCACUGCGUGAGGCUUCUGUCGGCAUGUCGAUGGUGCUGCUGGUGGUAGUGGGAGUACAGAUGCUGAUGUCCGUGUUUUGA
Messenger RNA from Penicillium bovifimosum, 1371 nucleotides. RefSeq lists its product as uncharacterized. Gene Ontology annotation, biological process: lipid metabolic process. Lineage: Eukaryota; Fungi; Ascomycota; Eurotiomycetes; Eurotiales; Aspergillaceae. Gene Ontology annotation, molecular function: phosphoric diester hydrolase activity. The transcript is spliced from 3 exons. The record is from RefSeq and is a predicted model, not a curated record. Bases 1 to 1371 code for a protein of 456 amino acids.